Austrofundulus limnaeus is the source of this 1752-nucleotide messenger RNA. RefSeq names its product nudC domain-containing protein 1. The record is from RefSeq and is a predicted model, not a curated record. NCBI's taxonomy places the organism in Eukaryota, Metazoa, Chordata, Actinopteri, Cyprinodontiformes, Rivulidae.
GAAACGUGUUUUCCCGCUGCGUCUCCCUGUUGUUGUCUGCAGCUGCAGCUCUGAUGAACUCCUGAAUAAAAUAAUUAAAGUUUAAAGUCAUGGCUGCUUCGAACUACUCCUUAAAGGUCAACAGAGACCUUCUGGACCCGAACUUUGAGAGCUACAGGUUGUCUCUGGACCCCAUCCCGACCUACAGCGUUGAGCUGGAUGCUGAGGUGGAGGAGCUGAAGCUGAAGGACUCUCAGUACACCCUGGAACACAUGCGUGCUUUUGGCAUGUUCAACUACCUGCACCUGGACCCGUGGUACCACGACACAGUUUUAUUUGUGGACUGCAGAGGACGGGUUCUGAGCCUGACCGUGACUCUGGACACGGCUCUGGGGAAACCGACAGAGGUUUACCACCUUCCUGCAGCAGAGUCCGGUCCACAGGAGGACCGCCUCUGCGCCUCGCUCAGCCUCACCUCGGCCACCUGGGCGGCGCUCUCUGACGGCGGCGGCCGACUGAUCCUCCUCCGCACCGGGAAGAGAGGAGAGGGCGCUCACAUGAAGUGGGACCCGUUGUUCCUGGAGGAUGUCGGCGAGCCCUUCACCGUCCUCCACAGCGUCUCGCACGUCCACGCCGGAGUCCACGCCGUGGAGGUCCUGCUGCUCCGCGUCCAGAAGGACCCCCAGGAGAGCACRGGGAGCGGGUACUCCGUGACCCUGGAGUGGAUCACCGUGUCCAACGCCUCAGGAGCCGAUCCGCUCUACUUCUGGCAGCAGACAUCAGAGGACAUCACCGUCUGUGUACGAAUGCCUGAAGGCUUCACCAGCGAUGAUGUUCUCUUCCAGCUGACGGCGGACCGCUUGAGUGUUGGAGUUCGGGGUUUCCCCCCGAUUUUGGAAGGCCAGCUCUACGCAUCUGUGGACCCCGAGGCCAGCGCCUGGAUCAUCAAAAAUGAUAAAAGUCUGGAGCUGAGUCUGCAGAAGCUCAGUGAGGGAUCCAUGUGGUCUGAGCUGGUGAUGGGAAACAAGAAGGGAGAGCUGGUGAUGAGUGACGAGCAGGCCGCCCUGAUCCACGACAGACUGACCCACCUGACCUCUGAAGACCUGCAGAGUGGAAACCUGGACCGGGACCAGCCUCCCUGUACCUCCCAGGAGCUGGAGGACUGUGAUGGGUUUCCAGAGGACAGCUCCAGCCUCACACACUUUGAUGGAGACUCCCUCAGACCCACUCAGGUGGUGAACCUUGGCAGCCAUCAGUACCUGUUCACGGUCCAGGUGGACCCAUCUGAGAUGCCGUGUCUUUGUCUCCGUCACGAUGUGGAUGCCCUGCUGUGGCAGCCCCGCCCGGACCGGCCCGAGGACCUGUGGGAACACGUGGCCACCUUCAACGCUUUGGGUUACGUCCAGGCGUCCAAGCGAGACAAGAAGUUUGCCACCUGCGCUCCCAACUUCUCCUACGCGGCGCUGUGCGAGUGUCUCCGCCGCACCUUCAUCUACUGCCAGCCAUCCCCCGUGGACACGGUCCUCGUCAACAGGAAGCAGGCGCGUCAGGUGGGACAGGUGGCCAAGCAACAGGUGGCCAGCCUGGACUCGGACAAGUCCAUCCUGGGCUUCAGAGCGUCCAACGAGAGGCUGUUCGUCCUGACGUCCACUCACCUGUUUGUCCUGAAGGUCAAUAAUUAGACCUGAGACACUCCGGGGUCCUGGGUCAGAGAAUCUGAGCCAAUCAGAUCGUCUCGUUUCCUGGGUCAGAGAAGCAGAGCCAAUCAGAUCG